Messenger RNA from Ixodes scapularis (black-legged tick), 1758 nucleotides. RefSeq lists its product as uncharacterized. Gene Ontology annotation, molecular function: RNA-DNA hybrid ribonuclease activity; nucleic acid binding. NCBI's taxonomy places the organism in Eukaryota, Metazoa, Arthropoda, Arachnida, Ixodida, Ixodidae. The annotation marks the transcript as partial. The transcript has a single exon. The record is from RefSeq and is a predicted model, not a curated record.
GGAGAGCUUUCGACACCUCGAGCACUAAAUACCGGCGUCCCUCAAGGUUCCAUUCUUUCCCCCACUCUCUUUAAUAUUGCCCUACUUCACCUACCUGCCCAGCUCAGUUCUAUAUCACACCUGCAACACAACAUUUAUGCAGAUGACAUUACAAUCUGGUGUUGUAAAGGAUCCCUUGGACAACAGGAACACACGAUCCAGUCAGGUCUGAAUGUCAUUCAGAACCACCUGAGCAGUAUUGGCCUCAAAUGCUCUCCCACCAAAUCUGAAUUCAUUGUAGUUACCAAUCAAACAGGUCGUAAAGCAGAAGAGCAACGCGACAGCAUCAAGCUCCACAUUGACCACGCCCCUAUUCCUCGCCGCUCUCACAUCCGAAUACUGGGAUUCCUCCUACAGGACAAUGGCAAGGCCCACGUAUGGAUGGACACGAUUCUCCGGCAGCUCAAUCAGAUUUACCACAUGCUAAGUAGAGUAACGCGCAGACAAAGAGGACUCAAGGAACAGGAGCUUCGCAGGAUUAUCGAGGCCCUUGUGUACUCCCGUGUACUGUACCAGUUUCCAUAUCUAUCCAUCACCAAGACUCAGCUCUCCAAAUUGGAAGCAGCGCUCCGAAGAUACACCAGACUAGCCCUGGGAGUACCACGAUUUGCCGCAAAUUUUCUAGUGGCCUCGACUGGUCUUUUUAACACACUUGAAGAACGUACCACUAUUUGCCGCCAAGCACAUAUUGCAAGGCUUCAAACAUCCCCCCAAGGCCGCAAGCUCCUCGAGCAUCAAGGCUACGACACCACCACCUUGCCUCCUUUUCCACCACCCCCACCCCCACCGUGGGACUCCCUACCCCGCGUCACAGUCAUGCCCAUACCUCAGCAUAUGCAUCCGGACAAACAUGCUGCCCGACGCACACAACUAGUCCAACGGAUAGACCGCGAGACACCAAGAGCGGAUACCACAUAUUACUACACAGAUGCCAGUCACAGUCCCAGCAGAAGCAUAACGGCUGUAGUAGGGCCUGGCUAUGAGCAUAUUAAUGAACACAUCAAUGUCCCGACCGCAUCCGCCGCGGAGACCCUAGCGGUUCUUGAAGCCAUCACUCGACCUCACCAUCCUACUCACCACAUUUGCAUUCGAACAGAUAGCCAGGAAACAUGCCGCAGUUUUCGUGACGGUGCGCUACCCGGACAUAUCCACAGCCUUUUGCAACGUCACCUUGACACGCAUCCCUCCCUCCAUGUUACCUUGCAGUGGAUCCCCGGACAUCAAGGCGUAGAGGAACACAACCGAGCUCAUGAGCUCACCCGCGUUACGAAUUUUCCGGGUCCUCCGUGCCUCUGGCCGUCCGACUAUGACCCCAAGGAACACCGAAAACUCUUGCACAAGGAGCGUACAUCCCUCUUAAGAGAACUACGGGCUAACACCGCCACAAUUAUCGCUCCCCCCCAAUCCCUCUCGCGGGAGGACAGCGCCAUUCUCCGCAGACUUCAGACCAAUUCGGUCGUGACUCCCCUUUUUCGCCACUAUAUCCAGGGCCUUGCCGGACGCCCGAAAUGCCCCAACUGCGGCGAAUACCCCUCUCUAGAACACUGCCUGUGGCAAUGCUCCUACAUUCAACCUACCCUCCUAUCCUCUCUUUCCUCCCUAUCUCACAGUCUCCAACCUCACUCAUGGACGGACUGGCUUAGUCCACCAACCGAUGCCCAUAUUUUCCUGCCGGCGCUCAUUCAGCACGUGAAAAACGUGUUGGGUGAGGACUGGUAG